Molecule: messenger RNA, 3673 nt
Organism: Seriola aureovittata
Lineage: Eukaryota; Metazoa; Chordata; Actinopteri; Carangiformes; Carangidae
Exons: 4
Coding region: 286-1212 (308 amino acids)
Source: RefSeq, a predicted model, not a curated record
GCACUUCACAUCUUGCGAGGUUUCAGAAUGAAUUGGAGGGGACUGACAAAUGAAGUAGAAUAAUUGUCCAUAUUUGUGUUCAAUUCGUCGGGAAUCAUUUCUCCAAGUUUACCGCAACAACAACCAGAAUGGACUAAUAACAGGGGGGGGGACAAUGACGUUUUUCUUUGUGAACUAGCAAGCUAACAAGCUAGCUAACGUUAGCUCCGGGCUCAGCUAGCCAGCAGCAUCAGUAGCUGCCAAUAAUACAAGACAUUAGCUCUCAAGGUAGUACUCACAGGGAAUAUGUAUUUUCUAUAUACAAUCAUCGCGUCUUUAGUUUCUUUUUUCAUUCUGAAAUGGAUGAAAAAGCGGAAGUAUUGCACAGACCUGAAAAGACUUGAUGGCAAAACAGUUCUUAUUACAGGUGGCAAUUCUGGGAUUGGCAAGGAAACAGCUGUUGCCUUGGCAAUGAGAGGAGCCCGAGUCAUCAUUGCUUGCAGAGACCUGGACAAGGCUGAGAAGGCUGUGAGGGAGAUCAAGUUCAAGAGUCACAGUCUUAACGUCCUCCACAUGGAGCUGGAUCUGGCCAACCUGCGCUCUGUACGGGAAUUCUGCAAGAGCUUCCUUCAGAGAGAGAAGAGACUUGACAUCCUGAUCAAUAAUGCAGCCAUGCCCAGUGUCCUCGACUGGACGGACGACAGCUUUAGCAUGUGUUUUGGCGUCAACCACUUAGGUCACUUCCUCCUCACCAAUCUGCUUCUGCCGCGCCUAAAAGAAUGUGCCCCCAGCCGGGUGGUCACCCUCACAUGCUCCACCUACAAAUACCAGAAGCUGGACUUCCAGGACCUCAACUACAACCUGCUGCCCUUCUUCACCUACUGCCGCAGCAAGCUGGCAAACAUCUACUUCAGCCAGGAACUGACCCGCAUCACAGAGGGGAAAGAAGUGACCUCCUAUGCCGUGCACCCUGGGUUUGUCCAGAGUGGUUGGACGUGCCACUACUCCGUCCUGUUCCGGAUGCUGAUGCAGGUGAUCAUGUGGAUGUUUUUUGUGCCUUGUGAGAUUGGAGCUCAGACUGUCAUCUACUGUGCUGUGUCAGAUGAAGCUGCCAAACACAGCGGGGGUUACUUCGUAGACUGCCGACACUCCACUCUGCGUCCUUUCGCCAGAGAUGCUGGCGUGGCAAAAAAACUGUGGGAGGCCAGUGAGAGACUGGUGAAAAUGGCCUGAUGGUAGAAGCUGCGGGAACAGUUUUCUUUUGGUUUUAUUUAUUUAUUUUUUGAGGUAUUAUUUAUUUUCAUGUUUUUUUUAUUACUGUGUUUUUUAUAAAUAUUUUUGUUGUACAUCUAAGAUUUAUGUACCUUUAUGUGCUUGUGUAUUUUAAGAAGUAAUGUUUUUUUUUCCAUCAACACGAUUUCUUUUGUGCAAAAAUAAAAGGACUUUUCUUGGGAGUGUACAUUGUUGUUUAAAUAAAUUAGUUAUUUUUUUCAUAAACUUGUUUGUGUAACCUGAACUGACAAACUGAUUAUUUCCUUUUUACUAUGUAUAUUUGUUGAUUUUUCACUUUAAAAUAUUUUUUUCAGUACACAAUUCUAAGGCUCUUUAUGUGGAAAGUUGCCCUAAAUUCUGUUCAUAAAACAAACAGCAGCAUCUGCUGGUGAGAAAAUGAAAGGUCAGCAGCGAGUUAGUUACUUAACAAGAAGGGAGGGGAAAUUACUGAACAGAGCUGAGACACAAUUACAGGAAGUAGGAUCUCUCUCAAAAACAUUAAAUAAAAGGACUGCUAUCUGUAAUGCAAAGGGACAGGGAUUUGGUGAGUGGAGUAUCUCCACUGAUAAACUUUGCACUGAAGGAACUGGCUGAUUCCUUUGCUGGGAGAAGGAAAUCUGAAUCUCCUGUGACAGAAAGAGGAGCAAAAACUAGAAGUAGUGUGUAGUAAACAUCAAGCUUUCUAUGCUGCAGCCUGGAGAGCUGCUACAUGUUCACCGUGUGGGACGGCCACAUGACGUAUCGCCUUCACUGCCUCCAGGAAGUUGUCUUUAUUCAGUGUGACAAAGUUCAACACUUUGGCAGCACCACUCGCUCUCAUCCUGACCAGUUUAUCAUCCUGGUCAAACAUUAACUUAACAUUUUGUACCCUGACCAGGCUGUGUUUAAUGUCCACUGUUCAUUUGCUACUCGUUUUAUGCAGAUCUACUAACCCAAGAGUAUUUGAGAUUCAUUGUUAGACUAUUUCAAUAAGGGAUUUGAGAGAGCAGAGAUUUAAGAGAGGUUGAAUCUUCUAUUAAAUACAACAUCCACCAGAGGGCACAGUGUUAGCAAUGACUUAUGGUUUUAUGGUUUAAUUACUGUUUCUGCAUAGUUUGUUUUUCAUUUCUGUUACACUUGAUAAUCUUUACAAUCCCCAUGUUGUUUAUGAAAAACAUCAGUUAAUGAUAAAAGACUAAUUUUGAGCAUCUGAACACAUCUGGAAAUUUAUUCAAUCUUCAACAAUUCCUCAGUUUUCCUCUGUCACAAUAACAUCCGAUUGAAAUUUAGUUUAUUUCUCAUUGUUUGUUGGGAUAUCUAUUGAUUGUUUCCUUGGCAGCAACUAUUCUUUGUGGAUCUGGCAAGCUUUAGUGAAUGUUGUGCACCAUCCUGGUCAAAGGUCAUCUUUUACAUGGAGGCCAUUUACUGUAAUCUGAACAGACUGCAGCUUUCACGUUUUGCUGUUUCACCUUUUGCACCAGAGAUUGGUCCUAAUCAUGUGCUGUUCAGCUGGACGCUUUAUGGAAAAUGUUACUAUUAAACAACUUCUGUUCCUGUCUGAACUACAUCUUUCUUACUUUAAUGUGUCAUGACUUUUGUCUCUUAAUAAGAACCAUGAAAAGUGUUAUUUGUAAGGUUUUUCAUGUGCACUCCAGAAAGAGCAGCUGCUGCUAGAAUACUACCAAGUGGAGAUCGAAACAAACAGUGAGAUAAAGGAAGGUUCAGUCGAAUUUCACUGUGUCCUUCUUGAAUUUCCUUUAAGAGCUGACACCACAACUUAUGACAAUAUGAAAUCAGUGUUUCAAGUAUUUUGAGGUGGAUGUAUUGUUGCUAUUUUAACUUUAUCUCCUCAACAGCAAAAUCUUUGACAAACUACUUUCAUUAUCAUAUUGAUGAAUUCAAGAUGUCUUUAAAAAAAAUUACUGAACAUUUAUGUUGUUUUCAAACCAAGAAGUUGAUCAUUUGUUAUUCAGUUUGCAGUUUUUAAUUUUUUAAUACUGAUUCCAGCUAAUGAAUGAGGAGACAAACUCCAGUCUUGUAAUUCUAAAUGUGAACAACAAGAUAAAGACACUGAAUGAAUAAAUUAAUCAAAUGAAUGAAUGAAUGAAUAUAAGAUGGAAAGAAAAAGCAAAACACUGAGCAUAAGAAACUCUGAUUCUCUGAUUGUUGUUUCAACAAAUACUGUAACACAAUGCUGAAAAACAGGCGGCCUAAUGUUACUGAGUUUGGUCUGAUGUUUAAAAAUGUUUCACCAAUAAAUUUAAAAAAGUACAUUUCACUGUUGGACUUUGAAUGAAUAGAAGAAUAAAAUGAAAAACGAAGUAAAAGCUUGUCUGUCUCUAUAUUUGGUCCAAAUAGAUUAAAUGAACACAGUUGUGCAGAUACAUGAGCUGAGCAUGUUUCCUGCUUCUGUGAUAAAUUAAAAAAAAAAUUAAAAUCUUGU